Messenger RNA from Sesamum indicum (sesame), 1671 nucleotides. Its product is annotated as putative hexosyltransferase MUCI70. The record is from RefSeq and is a predicted model, not a curated record. NCBI's taxonomy places the organism in Eukaryota, Viridiplantae, Streptophyta, Magnoliopsida, Lamiales, Pedaliaceae.
CCAGGAUAUGUAAAAUUGGAGGUACGAAAAAGCCUAGAAAUAGUUUUGGUGAGGUGGGGAGUUUUUAAGGCAAAGAACAAGCGUGGUAAAUUUCUCCUGAGGCUUCAACUCAAUGGACAAUGACUUUCACCGGUCGGUUUCUUCGCGGGCUGCCCGAAGAAGUCAGCUCCAACAAACCAAAGAUGCUAGAGGAGGGUUGUUGCACACUGGGAAAUUAUCGCAAGAGUAUACGAUGAGGAUUACAUGGAAAAAGGGUCUCAUUCGGUUGAUUCUCACCGGAGGAAUUAUUUGGAUGAUGUUAAUUUUCACCGUUUUGUUGUUUCAUAUUUGGUCUUGCCAAUCUUCUGUUGCAUUUUUUGCAGCUCUUUGUAACAAAGACAGCAAAGUAUAUGGCAUGUUAAACACAAUGGGAUUUGUGACACCACCACACCGUUGUACUAUCCCAGUUGCUAAUGACCCAUACAAUAUAGUAAUCCCAAAGAAAUCACAUGAAAAGCUGGUCCAAAGCCUGUCCUAUAUAGUAGAAGACAGUGCAACCAAUGGAUCUCAAUCUUCUCCUUUCUUUGGAGGGCAUCAGACCUGGAAGCAAAGAGAGGAAAGCUUCAAAAUAAAGCCAACCAUGAAGGUACAUUGUGGAUUUAUGCGAGGUGGAGGUGAAGAAAUGGCUCUGGAAGACAUUGAAUAUGUGAAAAGAUGUACAUUUGUUGUUGCAACUGGCAUCUUUGAUGCAUAUGAUGCACCUCAUCAGCCAUCUAAUAUUAGUAAACGAUCAGAGGAACUAUUUUGUUUUCUAAUGGUGGUUGAUGAAGUGUCUCUUGAAUUCAUAAGAAGAAAUGUUAGCGUCAGAGAGGAUAGUCAUGGAGGGCAAUGGGUGGGUAUCUGGCGUUUGAUUCUGCUUAAGCACCAGCCUUAUGACGAGCCUAGAAGAAAUGGGAAGGUUCCUAAGAUAUUAACACAUAGGUUGUUCCCUCAAGCCCAGUACAGCAUCUGGAUUGAUGGCAAAAUGGAGCUUAUAGUUGACCCCUUGCUUCUAUUGGAGAGAUAUUUAUGGCGUGACAAACACACCUUUGCCAUUGCUCAGCAUAAACAUCACCGCAAUGUGUAUGAAGAAGCAGAUGCCAACAAAAGAAGGAAGCGAUAUGCUCGUCCUCUAAUAGAUCUACACAUGAAAAUAUAUCGUUAUGAGGGACUGCAGCCCUGGGAUCAGCACAAACGCAUCCCAAGUGAUGUGCCUGAAGGAGCAAUCAUCAUACGCGAACACACUGCACUGAAUAAUCUGUUUAGUUGCUUGUGGUUCAACGAGGUUGACCUUUUUACACCAAGAGACCAGCUAAGCUUUGGAUAUGUCGUCUAUAGGCUAGGAGGUUUGUUCAAAUUUUUUAUGUUUCCUAAUUGUGAAUACAACUCAAUCUUCAUACUGCACCCACACAUUCGUGAACAUUCAUCUAAAAUAGAAUGGGCUAAAACUAUGGAGGAGUUAAAGAAACACCCUGAGUUGAUAGAGAGCCGGGGUGGAUUAGGGUUGUGGACGCCUUAUCCUGGAAACCUUGAUUUGGUUGUAUUACCACCGGUAGCCAGAACGUCAAAAGCAGGCUGAUUACUGGAUUAAAUUUUGUUUGUUUCGACGCCCCCUAUUUUCAUCUCAAUAAUCUCUUUUCUUCCUCUCCCUCA